Colletotrichum karsti is the source of this 897-nucleotide messenger RNA. Its product is annotated as retinol dehydrogenase 8. Lineage: Eukaryota; Fungi; Ascomycota; Sordariomycetes; Glomerellales; Glomerellaceae. The record is from RefSeq and is a predicted model, not a curated record. The transcript is spliced from 2 exons. The coding region runs from base 1 to 897 and encodes 298 amino acids. Gene Ontology annotation, molecular function: oxidoreductase activity.
AUGGCGCACAGCCUCAAAGUCCCAAAUCGGCCCCUCACAUGGCUCAUCACUGGCUGCUCGUCAGGGUUCGGGCUCGCCCUUACGCGACUGGCGCAGAAAGACGGACAUGAUGUGAUAGCUACCUCGCGCAAUCCCUCGAAAACUCCCGACUUGGUUCAAGAGGUUGAAGGCGCCGGCGGAAAGUGGUUGAAGCUCGACGUAGACGACCUCAACUCAGCGAACCUCAUCGAAAACCUGGAGAAAGACGGCACCAAGAUUGACGUGUUGGUCAACAACGCCGGCUGGUCAAUCCAUGGCGCAGCUGAGAGUUUUACGGAGGAAGAGACGAGAGCGCAGAUGGACACGGUCUUCUUCGGGCCGUAUCGUCUGAUGAGGGCGGUUGCUCCCCUCAUGCGCGAGCGAAGGAGCGGGAUUAUCGUGAAUAUUAGUUCCGGGGCGGGCAUUGAAGGAAGAGAGUCGAUGGGCAUCUACGCCGCUGCUAAAGCGGCGAUGGAUGGCGUCAGCAAAGUACUUGCCAAGGAGAUGGCCCCUUUUGGUGUUCGUGUUUUGACCGUGGCGCUCGGCUCGUUCGACACCAAUAUGGGACCUACAGUGAGGUUUUCAGGGGCCGCUAUGCCAGCCGACUACGAAGGCAGUAAUCUGGAGAAAGUGUACCAAGUCAUGGCGGCAUCAGCGACUGACGGGUUCCCUGCUGACGGCGACCAUUUGAAGGCAGCGAGGGUGAUUCAUGAAGUCAUCUGCGGCACAGGGACCGGAGAGGGGAAGGAGGCGGAGAGACUGCUACCGCUUGGAAGAGACAUGGCGAAAAGGGUUGAUGAUGUGGUGUCUGGGUAUCAACAGACGAUGGAGGUAUUCAGAGAUGUGUGUAAUAGUGUAUAUAUCGAGAAGAGAAUUUAG